This is a messenger RNA of Coturnix japonica (Japanese quail), 2562 nucleotides long. It is a transcript of the gene NSUN7, whose product is annotated as NOP2/Sun RNA methyltransferase family member 7. The record is from RefSeq and is a predicted model, not a curated record. Gene Ontology annotation, molecular function: methyltransferase activity. Lineage: Eukaryota; Metazoa; Chordata; Aves; Galliformes; Phasianidae.
GCUUGCACUUGCAUGACCAAGAACUGGAGAAGUGCAGGUUCUAAAAGGAACUCGGUGCCUUCUCAUGAGGGUGUUAGAAAUUAUACUUCAGACUCGAGUGAAAUGAAAAUUUCAGAUGAAAAAGGAACUGCUGAGACAAGAAAAAUGACUGUGAUUAAGAAGAAUGUCUGCUGUGAUGCCGUAUACGUGAACGCAGCUAAGAUUUUUCAAUUCAUUCAUAAUAAAAAGCCAAAGGAAAGAACGUUAGUGCGAUAUGGUGAUGGCUCGGUAUCUCCCAUGCUGACUCUUAAAGAUGAGUGUUCCCAGCGUUUAUCUUACAAUCUGGCUUUCAGUGCUCUGAAAUAUCAAGAUCUUCUUGAAGAAAUACUGCUAGAUAGUCAAGUUUACUCAUGUCAUUCAAUACCGGCUGAAUUAACCAGCCUGCUUCUUGUGUUACUUUAUGACCUGCAAGACAGAAAGUUUGAAGCACGUGUGAUAUCUGAUGAGGAGGAACCUAUAGCAGAAGUUCGGGAAAUGGAGAAUUUUCUGUUCAGGUUUAGGAUCAAAUUGGCAGCUGCACUUGCAAGAUGUCGCAUCAAAUAUGAUGCUAUUUCAAUUGAAUACUUUAUACCGGAAACUUUAAAGAAGCACGAACAAAGAACUUCUGCCUUACCUUUAUGUGCUUGGAUAAAUACAUUGAAGACCAGCUUUGAAGAUGCCUUUGAAGAUCUGGAGAGUGAGGGAUUCAGCGAAGUUGAAUCUGUGUCAGACCUCAAGGGUUACACUUAUUGUUUGGACCAGCUUUGCCACAACGUCUUGUUUUUCCCUUCCUCUCUUAAAGACGAGCUGCUUGAUUUAGAUCUUUUUGCAGACUGCAGACUCUUACUGCAGGAUAAGUCUCGCAGCCUCGCUGUACACUCUGUACAGGCGCUGUUGGGUACGGAUGAUGAUGUUAUCAUGGCUCACCUGGGUUCCCACCUCACCGUCGCCCAUAUGUCAGCACUGAGAAACGACAGCACAUCCAAAAUCUUUGUUUGUGGUGUAAAAAGUUCUGCAAAAGCAGAUGAACUGGAAGACUUGUUCGAACACAUGGGAUGUAAAAAUAUUCAGCUGCUAAAUGAAGACUUUACUGAGAUUGAACCAAAAGAUCCCAGAUUUCAAAAUGCAAAAGUUAUUUUGUUGAUACCACGGUGCUCUGGACUGGGUUUUAGUAAUCCAAUAGAUUUUAUUUUGACUGAACAUGGAGAUGCAGGAUUGCUGAAAGACCUUUUCCAAGGAUCUGUGUCUAAGGAUAAACUCCGUACUCUCGCUGAGAGGCAGCUGAAUGAGUUGAUGCAUGCAAUGAAAUUUCAUGUACAAUCUAUUGUUUACUGCACUUCUUCUGUUUACCCAGAAGAGAAUGAAGAAGUAGUGCAGAAAGCGCUGGAAUGUGCUGUGAAAGUAAAAAAGCUGAUACCAUUCAGACCGAUUCCUCCUGCCUUUUCUGAAUGCUCCAAUCCAGAUUCCUGCACUGAUCCUUUCUUCAAAAUAGAACCAUCAGAAGUUUCCAGUGGCUGUUUUCUGGCUGUUAUAGCAAGAGAGACAGACUCUUCUGAAAAUAUGUCCACGAAGGAUGUUUUGUCUAACGCUGCAGCAAAAGGACUACUACUAGACAGCAUGCUAGGUACAUCAGAGGAAGAAGAGAUGCAAGAGAAGGUUGUAACACAGCGUAGAAGUGAUACUGCUGAGGUGUCUAAGAGAAAAGCUGUGUCUAACAGGAAAGCUGUAUCUAACAGGAAAGCUGUAGUACCUGAGGCUGUAAGCAAACUGAAAGAAAUGAAUUCCAACCAACCAACUAGUCACAUUCAGCUGAAGAAACCCACCAUCGAACCAGGCUCAGACAAGGGAGUUUCUAAAGUGCCGAAGCACACAACUGUUGUCAAGGUGGACGGAAAGCAGACACAAGCCAGACAGCUGACACAAGCCAGACAGCCGACACAAGCCAGACAGCCGACACAAGCCAGACAGCCGACACAAGACAGAAAGCCAUGUACAGAUGAUAGAAAAACGCUCGCUUUGAAAAUAGUGGAAAUUGUUUUUCCUCAAAGACACUCACCCAGGCUAGCAGAUUAUGUCACUUUGCUCCAGUCCAGACAGAUGAAUAGAAGUCUGAGGGAUAGAGAAUCUCCUCCACCUGUGUCUGAUGUGGACAAGCCAACUGUGCUUAGAAAUUCUCAACCAGAGCUGUAAGAAUCUUCAAACUUCCCCCUAGCUUUUUAGAAAAGGUAAAGAUUCCUGUAUAUACUUAUUCACACAUGUAGAUUACAAUAAACCUUUAUUCAUUAUCAACUUACUAUGAGACUAGUUCUCAGAUAUUUGCAUGGAAAUAGCUCCGUAAGCCAUUUAAAACCAAGAAUUACAUUUUGAAGUUACACAAGGCUGACAGACCACUGGGGGAGCAAGGUCAAACAUACUGCAGCUUUUUGCUAUAGGUUUUAAAAUGACAAGUUACAGCAUACAGUUUUCUUUUCUCCCAUGAUUUGCGUAGCUACAUAUGAAUCUAUUUCAAUUUAUAAAAAAAAAAUAAAAUAUUAUUUCUUUUUU